AUGCCAAACAACAAGCCCGCUAGUGGUAAGCCACAUCGCGACAAAUCUCAUGGUAAAUCACAUGGAAAACACCACGGUAAAUCCCACGAGAAGCUUCACAGUAAAUCUCGCAAAAAAUCGCAUGGAAAGAUGCGCGAGAAAAGCCACGACAAAGACAAGUCAAAAGGCCGCGAACACCGGGGUAAGCUAACCAAGGAGGAGAAAAAGUUCUCCAUGGACUCGCAGUUUGGCUCGAAAAUCUUUCACAAGCCCGAAGGAUUCUUCAAAAUGGUCGAGGAUGGUAACUCAAAAGGCAGCAGCAGCUCUGCCGCCAGCAAACCAGGCACCAGCUCUGACAGUGGCAGCAAACCAGGCAGCAAGACUAGCUCCAGUCCGGACAGCAGCAAGCCGUCCAGCAGCGAGAACCCUUCCAAGUCGAAGAGCAAGACCAAGAGCAGCCUCCUGCCGGCGCCGAAAAGUCGAAACAGCAAGUCGUCGACUCCCUCCUCAAAGGAGAAGUCUAAGGAAUCGAUGGGCGGUAAACCGAAGCUGGGCGCCGGCGGCCCACCAAGCAGCAGCACCAGCGGCAGUGCCAAAGACAAGAGCAGCGCCGCCGCCUCCUCCUCAAACGCCUUUGAGGGUGAUCCGCACUCGAUGGAGAGCCAGGCGACCAAUCGCUCCAAGAUUCAGCCCAACGAGCGUGGCCGCUUCAUGGGCAUGGCCGACAAGAGCAAGAUCAAGGAGGCUUGCAGCGGCGCCUCCUCAAAAAGCUCGCAGAAGCCGUCAAAAAGCGAGAGCAAGACCGGCAAAAAGAAGAAAAAGUCCGGCGAUGAGAAGCUGGGUGGCCCAAAGAAGUCCGCCUCGGAAACGAAGCACGGCAGCAAAGGUGGCAGCAGCAGCGGCUCUGACUCCAAUGGCAGCGAUAGCGGCGCGGUCAAAUCGACCGUCAAGAAUGUGAAGAGCAAAGAUCACGGCAGCAAGGCCUCUCGCGAGGACUCAAAGGCGAGCCACUCGAAGGGCUCAAAGGCCUCAUCGGAAGGCGGGGAGAAGAGCAAGGGCGGCGGCUCCUCAGCUGGCGGUAGCUCGUCGCAGGCGGCGGACGAAGCGGGCAAGGGCGGUACGUCCAGCAAGAGCAGCUCCGCCGCUGGUGGAUCAAAGGCCGAGUCAUCCAGUGCUGCCGGCGGCGGCAGCAAGUCAAGCGCCGCCGCCGGAGGUGGUGGUGGCAGCAAGGGCGAGGAGACCUCGAAGGAAGGCGCCAGUUCGGCGGCUGGCGGAAGUUCCUCAAAGCAAGGCAGCUCUGCCGCUGGUGAAGGUGGCUCCAAGGCUAGUUCCACUGAAGGAGGUGGUGGAUCCAAGGCAGAAGGCGCUGGGUCCAGUGCCGCCGGUGAAGGCGGCAAGAGCAGUGCCGCCAGCGGAGAAGGUGGAGGCGGUGGUGGAAGCAGUGCAGCCUCUCAGCCGGGCAGCAGUGGAGCUGCUGCUUCGGAAUCGGCCGGCAACGGCUCCAAGGCUGAAGGUGGUGGCGCUUCCAGUUCAGGAGCGGGUGAAGGCUCAAAGGAGGCUGGCAGUGAGGCUGCUGCUGGUGGAAGUGCUGCCGAAGGAGGCGGCAGCGGUUCAAGUGGCACUGGCUCGAAGCAGUCCGAGGAUGGCAAGUCUACUGGUUAG
Messenger RNA from Rhagoletis zephyria (snowberry fruit fly), 1641 nucleotides. The record is from RefSeq and is a predicted model, not a curated record. NCBI's taxonomy places the organism in Eukaryota, Metazoa, Arthropoda, Insecta, Diptera, Tephritidae.